CUCCAGUUUCCUCUCGGAAGUAACUUCGGGACCAUCCGCUUGGAACCAGCCCCUCUUCUUGGGACCAGCGAACACUUUUAUUCGGCGUGUGGUGACCUCCAAACCGACGCAGCAUGAGCUCUCAAAUCCGUCAGAAUUAUUCCGCCGACGCUGAGGCCGGCGUCAACCGUCUGGUCAACCUGCACCUGCGGGCCUCUUACACCUACCUCUCUCUGGGCUGCUCUUUCGACCGCGACGACGUGGCCUUGGAAGGCGUGGGGCACUUCUUCCGCGAGCUGGCGAAGGAGAAGCGCGAGGGGGCCGAGCGUCUCUUGAAGCUGCAGAACCAGCGCGGCGGCCGCGCCCUCUUCCAGGAUGCCCUCAACAUUCCUUAA
Echinops telfairi (small Madagascar hedgehog) is the source of this 374-nucleotide messenger RNA. RefSeq names its product ferritin light chain 1-like. The coding region runs from base 114 to 374 and encodes 86 amino acids. The record is from RefSeq and is a predicted model, not a curated record. Gene Ontology annotation, cellular component: cytoplasm. The transcript is spliced from 2 exons. Lineage: Eukaryota; Metazoa; Chordata; Mammalia; Afrosoricida; Tenrecidae. Gene Ontology annotation, molecular function: ferrous iron binding; ferric iron binding. Gene Ontology annotation, biological process: intracellular iron ion homeostasis; iron ion transport.